Molecule: messenger RNA, 523 nt
Organism: Homarus americanus (American lobster)
Lineage: Eukaryota; Metazoa; Arthropoda; Malacostraca; Decapoda; Nephropidae
Product: E3 ubiquitin-protein ligase synoviolin-like
Exons: 3
Coding region: 62-445 (127 amino acids)
Source: RefSeq, a predicted model, not a curated record
GGUGCAUUUGAUAUUCUUUACAGAUAUUCCUCCACCCUUGCCUCCUUUGAACUUCUCAGCUAUGACAGAGGAUGAAGUCCGACAGCUGGAAGGCAAUGAGAGACAACACGUUGAAGCCAGAAUUCAAGUACUGAGAAACAUUCAGACACUACUUGAUGCUGCUGUCGUUCAGAUGAAUCAGUAUGCAUCCAUUGUAGCAUCACUUGAUACAAAUAAUCAGACAAACACCAGAACUUCACAACAAGAUUCAGAUCCAGCAACUGCAGCAUCAGACUCCACAGUGAUUCCACAGCAACCUGCUAAAUCUACAGAUGGGUCAGAAGCUCACCAAAUAGCUACCUCGACACAUAUUCCUUUUGAGGAGAAACAUACAACAUCUGCCAGUAGUGAAGAUCUUCCUGUAACCAACUUUGAAAAAGGAAGAACUGAUGUUGCAGCUAUGUGAUGUUUUCUACUACUGCGUGAGUAUUACUCCCACCCAUGUUUCCCUUCAUCAAAACAUCUUGCAACUUUCAUCAAAGCA